Molecule: messenger RNA, 2383 nt
Organism: Patiria miniata (bat star)
Lineage: Eukaryota; Metazoa; Echinodermata; Asteroidea; Valvatida; Asterinidae
Product: adenosine deaminase-like
Exons: 9
Coding region: 128-1201 (357 amino acids)
Biological process (GO): hypoxanthine salvage; negative regulation of adenosine receptor signaling pathway; adenosine catabolic process
Cellular component (GO): cytosol; external side of plasma membrane
Molecular function (GO): adenosine deaminase activity
Source: RefSeq, a predicted model, not a curated record
UAGUAUGUCAAAGGUGGGCCUCUGGGGACAAUUGUAAGCGCGGUGUCGGCAGGAAAGCUGUAUGUAAUAACUGCCGCACAUUCAUGUGAAUAAAAGCUUCCGUGUGCAGGUUUGUACAGAGUGCAUAAUGGCGGAUGAAUCGAAAUCUCAACAACUAGCUCCAAAGGUGGAGCUCCAUCUCCAUCUGGAUGGCGCCGUCCGACCAUCUACUAUCUGGGAACUUGCAAAGAAGCGAGGAAUCGACGUGCCGGGCUCAACAGCUGAAGAGAUGACAAGUAUCAUACGCCACAUUGAAUUGGGAAGCCUACCUAAGUUUCUGGAGAAGUUCGAGAUUUUUUUGCCACCUCUAAUAGGUGACAAGGAAGCUCUUCGUCGUAUUUCCUACGAACUUUGCGAAGACAAGGCAAGGGAAGGGGUUGUGUACUUUGAGACGCGAUUCAGCCCCCAGUUAUUGGUCUACUCAGGGCCAGACAGUGGCCAUGUUGAGGAGAAGGCGCUAUCAACACGCGAGGUAAUGCAGAGCAUUGUAGAGGGAUUAGACAAAGGACAGAAGGACUUCAAUGUCAAGGCCAGACUCAUCAUAUGCACUGCAAGAGAAACGCCCGGAUGGGCGGCAGAAUGUCUGCAGCUAUGCCGGGAAUACAGUCCAUCCGUAGUUGGCAUUGAUAUAGCUGACUGUGGACGUGCAGACGAAACAGAAGGCCACGUUUUUCAUCCAGAAAUCGUUAGAGUUUUCCAGGAAGCUGAGCGUUGUGGCAUUCAUCGCACUGUGCAUGCAGGGGAAGAUGGUCCAGCCAGUAAUGUCAAGAAAGCCAUAGAGUUACUGAAGGCUGAGAGGAUUGGACAUGGCUACCACAGUGUGGACGAUGAUGACGUCUAUCAGAUGGUGAAAGAUAAGGGCAUCCACCUCGAAAUUUGCCCAACAUCCAGCGUCUACACUGGGUCAUGCGACCCCGACUUCACGAAGCAUCCAUGUGUAAGGUUUGUUCAGGAUAAAAUGGACUUUUCACUGAACACUGACGAUCCAACGGUCUUUGCAAACACCAUCAAUGACGAGUUCCAGAUUGCUAAGAAGUACUUUCCACUGUCUGAGGAGCAGGCUGUACAAGCGACUCUGAACGCAGCACGUGCGUCCUUCCUGCCGAAGCAGGAAAAACUGGAGCUUAUUCAACACUUGAGGGCAGCAUACCGAUUGAUUUAAUAUUUACUUGCAGGCGAUGUUAUAGACUGAGCCGCAGAAACUCACACGCUUGCGCUCAUUAAAAAAAAAAAUUGCUGCUGUUUUAGUGCUAAAUAUAUAAAAAGUGAAGAUGAUCCUGAUUUUAGACUAAACGAUUUACUGAAAGUUUUCAUUUGGAAAUUCAAAAAAUACUUCCAAAAUGUACUUCGUAUUUAACUCCGCUUUCAAGCAUCAGGAUAGUCAAACAAACAAAAAUCAAACAUCCUCCAUUGUUGCAAAAUAAUGGGAAUUAAUAUCAUUGUUCUAAAAUAUAAAGAUUGAAUGUGACACGUGCUGUCACGAAUAAAAAGUAUAGGUUAGUUGUAAUUUGCAUUAAGAAGUGCAUACGAUUUGGUAUGCCUUGAUACUUCGCUGACCUGCUUCUUGAUAAAAUGAAUGGUUGCAAGAGUUUCAGUUUGAGAAUAUGGGUGCUGAAAACAAUAUGUCUUGUAAGCCACAGGCUAAAGAAGUGAAAUAAACUAUACGGUUAAUAUAGAAACUAUAUUAACUAGAUAUAUAAUAAUGAAAAAGUCAAAAACAGUUUUUAGGGAUUUUAACUGUGUUGGACGAAAACAUGUAACAUUUCAGACGGAGACUCAUUAUACAGUGUAUGAUAACGCUUAGACCAAAAUUUGUAAUACUCUAAAUGUAUGGACCAAAAGCAUCUCUUUUUAUAUCAAAUUAAAGAAAUGUAUAAAGAAAUCUUGUCUUUUCUUUACUACUAUAAUAAUAGAUUAUUUGCUUAUAUGUAGUGCAACAUUUUUAAUUCUUAAGAGUAAUUAUAAUGAGUGAUAUUUUACAUUGUCUAAUUCAAUGAAGUUACACAAUGUACUAUGGUAACCUUUGGAGCAAGCACAGCACAUGUUCUGCUAAUUCUGUGCAGCUAAAACAUUGGAUAAGUGGGACUAUUUGAUACUACAUGCGGCCCAAGAUUUUAUGUGACAUCAAAAUACUUACAAACUAUUAAACUGAAUGUUAUUCAGGAAACAUUAACAAUUCAUAAUGAAAAAAAACAAGAGGUAUUGUAAUAUGUAAUUGUCAGCAUCUCUUAAAUUUAAGCCAAGACAUUUUUAGAUUGAAAAAUUGUUAAUCGAUUUGUUUUUGUUUAUUCCAGAUUUAAAGAUAUAGUCCAUCAUUUGUAAUUUGUGCAUUUUGUUCGUUUGA